This is a messenger RNA of Phaethon lepturus (White-tailed tropicbird), 1440 nucleotides long. RefSeq names its product centlein-like. NCBI's taxonomy places the organism in Eukaryota, Metazoa, Chordata, Aves, Phaethontiformes, Phaethontidae. The transcript is spliced from 10 exons. Gene Ontology annotation, cellular component: centriole; centrosome. Gene Ontology annotation, biological process: centriole-centriole cohesion; protein localization to organelle. The annotation marks the transcript as partial. The record is from RefSeq and is a predicted model, not a curated record.
AGAAAAGCAGAAAGCUGAAGUCAAGGACAGAAGGGUUUUAGAGAUUUUGCAAGCCAAAGACAGCCAAAUAGAAACCCUAGAACAGAGACUCACAGGACAGCAGCAGGAGAUAAACAACUUAAUACAGAGAAAAAUUGCUGUGGAUGAGGAAAAUGCCCGAUUGAAGAAUGAGUUCAGUAACUUGAACCAGAAAUUUAAAGAUAAAAGUCAAGAACUUAAGGACACUGAGGAGUGUGCACAGAAGAAGGAAGAGCAAAACAGACUGGUUAUAAAAAACCUGGAGGAGGAAAAUAAGGGAUUAAAUACAUGCUGUGCUGACCUGCUAAAUGACCUGGAGAAACUGAGGAAGCAGGAGGCACAAUGGAAAACAGAAAAAUCUGGCAACGAUGCCAGAAUAAAGAAUUUGGAAACUGAUUUGGCAGAGGCAAGAGAACAAAUGAAAGAAUUGCACAGUAUAUGCCGUAACUUGUCAUCUCAGGUAGCUGUGAAACAGGAGGAACUCUCCCAAAGGGAUUGUGAUGUGAUCAGAACUAAGAAGGAGUUACAGGAGCUGCAGAAUCUUUACAGACAAAACAUUGAACAUGCAGCACAGCAGGCUGAGCUCAUAAAGCAGCUUCAGGCUCUCAACACUGAUACACAGAAAGUACUGAAAGACCAAGAAGAUGCUCACACAGCUGAAACAACAUCAUAUCAAAAACUUUAUAACGAAUUGACUUUAUGUUUUGAAACUGUAAAAACAAGUGAAAUUCAACUGCAGAGAAGCUGUGCCUCUCUUCAGGAUCAGUUACUUGGAAAAGAUCAAAAGAUUUGUCAUUUACAAGAGCAACUGCAGCAGGCUUGUGAUGCUUUAAAUGCAGUACAUCAAAAUUCUUCCCCAAAAUGUGAAAUACAGGUAUUUCAACAGCCUUCUUUAAGUGAGCUACAGUGUCUUAUUACAAUGCAAAAAUCUGAAAUCGACCUUUUGCAGGAAAAAUUGAAAAAAGCAAGUCUUAACUUACCAGAGCAUAAUUUAUAUGCUACCGAUACUCUGGCAAGCAACAAUAUAAGGAUUGGAAGAAAGCAUGAGGAACCACCUGUGAAACGUUCAAGGUCUCUGUCCCCAAAGAGCUCUUUUAGAAAGUCAGAGGAGCUAAGGAAGCUUGAAAUAGCUGAAAGGAAGAUUGAAAAUUUAGAGAAGACACUACAGCUAAAGACUCGAGAAACUGAUGAGCUAAGAGCAGCCCAUGAAAAACACAAAGAGAGGCUGCAGAUGUUACAGACCAACUACAGAGCUCUAAAAGAGCAAUUAAAGCAGUGGGAAGAGGGUGAUAGCAGGACUGAAAGUAGUAAAAGCAGAUACCAGCAUGCAGACCCCCGUCAGCUUUGUCAAGAGGAUACUGAUGCUUUGUGGAAUGAACUGGCUUUUUUCAAAAGGGAACACAAAAAGCUGUUGAUUGAAAA